CUUCGCUUGUAUUAGGGAGGUCUACGUGCAGGGACUCAUGUUCACAGCACAGACUCCUGCGAUCCUUUCCAAUGAGCUUUUAUCCCACCCAUUCAUAAAGAGGGUGGUUCAAUUACACCCUAACCUGGAAGUGUUCAUUUCUAACACAACACAAAAACACUUGAAACUUUCUGAUAGCAUUUUUUAUGUGAAGGGGGAACGGCCCUUUGGUUAAAGAGGUAGGCAGCGAUAAAGGGUGGAGAGAGCGAGGUGAACAGAGGGAGGAGAAGCGUCCGAGCAGCUCUGCAUGCUUUACCGCUGGGAUUCUGCCACAUUUACCCCCAAACUCCGGUUAACAUGAAUCCCUCCUUUCUCUGCCUUCUUUCAUGGAUUUGCUUAUGUGCACUUUUCUUGGCCGUUAACUGUGAAAAGCAGCGUAUCCCUGAAGAAAAGCUUUUAGUUUUGACCGUAGCAACCAAAGAGACGGAUGGCUUCAGGCGUUUUCUGAGGUCGGCUAAACACUUUAACUACACUGUAAAGGUUCUUGGCCGGGGGGAGAAAUGGAAGGGAGGCGACUACAUGUCGGCUCCAGGAGGAGGUCAGAAGUUGCGUCUCCUGAAAGCUGCUCUGCUGGAGAUAAAGUCUAAGGAUCAGAUCGUUCUUUUUAUCGACAGCUAUGAUGUGGUUUUCGCCUCGGGUCCCAAAGAGCUCCUCAAGAAGUUCCAGCAAGCCAAACACAAGGUGGUGUUCUCUUCAGAGAGCCUGAUUUGGCCUGACAGACAUCUGGAGGACAAAUACCCCCACGUCAGGGAAGGGAACCGGUUUCUGGGCUCUGGAGGCUUCAUUGGCUACAUUCCCAGCAUCAAAGAAAUGAUUGCUAACUGGACCGGAGGUGACAGUGACAAUGACCAACUCUUCUUCACUAAGAUUUACAUAGAUCCAGCUAAAAGGAAAACCUUAAACAUCACUCUGGACAGUAAAUGCAGGUUGUUCCAGAACCUACAUGGAGCCCUUGAUGAGGUGGUGCUGAAGUUUGAAGACGGUCGUGUUCGAGCCAGAAACGUGCAGUAUGACACCCUGCCUGUUGUCGUCCAUGGGAACGGCCCAACAAAGCUCCAGAUGAACUACCUGAGUAACUACAUCCCCAACUCGUGGACGUUUGAGACUGGAUGCACCAUCUGCCAGGAGAACCUGAUCUCGCUCUCAUCCCUGAAGGAGAGUGAACUUCCUGUGGUGCUGAUCGGCAUCUUCAUUCAGCAACCUACUCCAUUUGUCACCGUUUUCUUUGAACGUCUUCUAAAGCUCCAGUACCCAAAGAGCCGCCUCAAACUCUUCAUUUCCAACCAGGAACCUCAUCAUGAGCAUCAGGUCAGCUCCUUCCUGCAGGAACAUGGAAGCCUUUAUCAGGACGUGAAAUCCAUCGGACCUGAAGAGGAGAUGGAUGGAGCAGAUGCCCGCGACUUGGGCUUUGAUAUGUGCCGAAAGGACAAGGAGUGUGAUUAUUUCUUUAACUUGGACAUUGAGGUGGUCUUAAAGAAUGAAAACACCCUGAAAAUCCUGAUUGAACAAAACCUACCAGUCGUGGCUCCGAUGAUAACUCGAACGGGACGAUUGUGGAGCAACUUCUGGGGGGCGCUCAGUGCAGAUGGUUAUUAUGCUCGAUCUGAGGACUAUGUGGACAUCGUUCAGGGACGGAGAGUGGGUUUGUGGAAUGUCCCAUAUGUUUCCAGUGUUUACUUGGUGAAGGCGAGCCUGCUGCAGUCAGAGCUGAAAGACUACAAACUGUUUACCUCACAAAGUUUAGACUCUGACAUGGCUUUCUGCCACAGCGUUCGCAGCAAGGGAGUCUUUAUGUACGUAACCAAUUUACACACAUUUGGCCGCAUCCUAUCGACAGAAAACUACAAGACAGAACAUCUUCAUAAUGAUCUGUGGCAGAUCUUUGAAAACCCACUGGACUGGCAGGAGCGCUACAUUCAUGAGAAUUACACCCGCAUGAUAAAAGAUAAUCUCAUUGAAAAUCCAUGUCCAGAUGUUUACUGGUUCCCAGUAUUCACAGAUCUUGCUUGUAACCAUCUUGUUGAAGAAAUGGAACACUUUGGCAAGUGGUCAGGAGGUGGCAAUGUGGACACCAGAAUCCAGGGAGGCUAUGAGAACGUCCCCACCAUCGAUAUCCACAUGAACCAAGUUAACUUUGAAAAAGAAUGGCAUAAGUUCCUAAUGGAGUAUGUUGCACCCAUAACAGAGAAAAUGUUCCCUGGGUACUACACAAAGGCUCAGUUUGACUUGGCCUUUGUAGUUAGAUAUAAGCCAGAUGAGCAGCCCUACCUGAGGCCACACCAUGAUGCCUCUACAUUCACUAUAAACAUUGCACUCAAUGAAGUUGGAACUGAUUACCAGGGUGGGGGAUGCCGCUUCCUCCGAUACCACUGCUCCAUCCAGGCGCCUCGGAAAGGCUGGGCCCUCAUGCAUCCGGGCCGCCUUACCCACUACCACGAAGGAUUGCCGACAACGGCAGGAGUCCGCUACAUCGCAGUCACCUUUGUGGAUCCCUAAACUUCAGGACCGCGAUUUCCAGACUAAAUGGGACACUGUGACAUCCAGAAAUAAUAUUUCUUUUUAAUGGAUUUUUUUUUUUUUUUAUCUACAUCUUCUUGGAAACAAUGGUAGCUACACAGUAACUGUAAACCUUACUUCACAAUAUCAUGAUGGAUAUCAUUUAACAUUAUUUCUAAGACAUCAGCUUACUGAUAACUUUUACAUGAUGGAAUCUUAAAGCAUUUCAAUAACUUUAACAAGUAAUUCUUUAUUUUGAUGUAAUUUUGUUGGCCUGUAAACAGAUUGUUACAUUCUUUUUAAAUGCACCGUAGAGAUAAAAGGGGCUUAUUGUGGGAAAUGGCAUCAUAUCCGAGCUAAGCAGGUUGUUCAGUAGCAAACCUAAAGCAGAGACUUUCCACAUGUAGAGUGAGAAUUUGGAUUUCCAGGAUCUUCUGCAUUGUUAAUUGGAACUCCUAAAAUAAAGUAACUUUUUUUUUUUUUUACUAAACCCGCUCUGGGACACCAGAACCAGUGAGGCUUCACUUCUAAUUCAAUUUUACUGAAACAAUCGUUAAGGCCCUACUGCUCUUUCCUCUCCUUGUCUGGUGUUUAUAUUCCCUUUACCAAUAACUGAUGCUACUUUCUGAAGUUGAUAUGCUGCUGCAUUCAUUCUUAGACCAACAAAGCUUGCAGCAGGAUCUGGAGCGUUGUUCUGCUCCUGUUUGGUCUGAAGUUUGUAGAUCAGAAUCUCUCAGGAGAAAGCCUUUCUUUAGAUGCAUUUAGUUUGAUCUUGUGCGUUCUGUUAAACUGCAGCUACUUGUGUCACCGGUGCCUUUUUCCUGUAUCCAAAGCCGCUUUCUUUAGAACUGAAACACUCCAAAGCUAGUUUAUUUAUUUUUGUAUGUUAGAACAGCUGGACUACCUUCUCUUCUCUAUGACUGCCUACUUAGAGACUUUGCUUUAUGAUCAGAGCACAGGUUUGGGUUCGUGUGAUCAUUGUUGGUCUCGGGGAAGAACUUUGUGAAAGUGGAACGUGUGUUUUCUGGAGGUUUUUGGACAAACCAAUAAAACAAGAAGCCAGCUGA
Messenger RNA from Cyprinodon tularosa, 3602 nucleotides. It is a transcript of the gene plod1a, whose product is annotated as procollagen-lysine, 2-oxoglutarate 5-dioxygenase 1a. NCBI's taxonomy places the organism in Eukaryota, Metazoa, Chordata, Actinopteri, Cyprinodontiformes, Cyprinodontidae. Gene Ontology annotation, cellular component: endoplasmic reticulum. Gene Ontology annotation, molecular function: procollagen-lysine 5-dioxygenase activity; L-ascorbic acid binding; iron ion binding. The transcript has 19 exons. The record is from RefSeq and is a predicted model, not a curated record. Gene Ontology annotation, biological process: peptidyl-lysine hydroxylation. Bases 337 to 2535 code for a protein of 732 amino acids.